AUGACAAACCGUCACAUCCCACUCGAAAGGAGACAAAGCGGUCCCUCUGGUGCUGUUCUCGAACUCACCCGCAAAGGUCCAGAUGGAUUCUACGAUGUAAUCUACACCGUCGAUGUCCAGGCUGGUACUCCUCCAAGGACAUUUCCAAUGCUGGUCGAUACGGGCUCUAGCGACAUGUGGAUCGCCGCGACAUCGUGUUCCGGUUGUCGGGCAGCCCCCGCGCUCUACGACGCUGCCUCGUCUUCGUCUACAAUCCCCACGGGCCAAGAUUUCGAAUACAACUAUCUAGUAGGAACAGCAUCUGGCCCAAUUAUCUGGGACCAAGUGUCCCUGGGUUCCUAUACUAUCGAGCGCCAGGCCUUUGCUUCUGUCACUGCCGCAACAAACGAGGCUUUUGAACUUGGAUUCAGCGGUAUUCUUGGUCUCGCUCUCCCUCCCAUCUCACGAAUCUUGACACUCUUACCGGCUGGAAGCGGCGGCGGCAAUCAAGACGGUGCGACACUGGCCAGUAAUCUCUUUGGCUUGCCCACAGCUCAAGCGCCAAGGGAACCUUUUUCGCCAUUUCCCUCUCCAGAUUCGAUUUCGAAAAAGGUAGCGCCAGUUGUUCAUCAUUUUGCAUCCGAAGACGCGUUUAACAAGGCCAUCCGAUGGACGGAUCUCACUGCCACUGGGAGCGGUUAUGCGCAUUGGAAGGCUCGUCUGACCGAUAUUACCGUCUACAAUGACGGCCUUGUGCAGCAAGUUGGCCUUCCGAGGAGCGGAGAUUCAGGACUCUAUCCAGUAGCCGUACUCGAUACCGGAGGAUCGACCAUGCUCGCAUCCAAAAGGAUUUGCGAUGCCAUCUAUGGUAGCUGGGGCGUCUCGAUCAGCGAAGACGGAAAGUACUAUGUCCCAUGCAACAAACCGCUCAACCUCACGAUUACGCUGGGUACCGAGGGCGUACCCAUUCCACUCCAUCCGCUCGACAUGUCUUCGUACAUUAACAAUGACCGCAAUUCCAAUCCAACGACCUGCCUUGGUUCUCUCCAAGCAAAUGCACUUCUAGGAAACAUGAAUUCACCCGGCGACAUUGUCCUCGGCAUCCCCUUUCUCCGCAACGUCUAUGCCAUUCAUUCGCUUGCGACCACCUCGCAAGCGACCCCGCCCACAGGUGUCAACACAGACGGCAGCACAUCCAUGCCCCGUCUCGGUCUCAUCCCCCUCACCGACAUUAACCUCGCCAUUACCGAAUUCGAAAACGUUCGUCUACAUAACCUCGCCCCGGACGGAACGCGAAACUCUCUCGUCACAGAUCCAGAUUCCGCUCGGAGGUCCAUGGGUAUGCUCGGAAAGAUUAUGCUUGGGCUCGGCGUCUUUGUCGCUGUUUGCGUCGUGCUCUUUGGCGCCCGGUGGUUUGUCCUCGAUCGGAGGUUCAAGCAGCGUCGAAGAGCUGGGGAGCCGUCCGAGGAAGGUAUGCCCAUGUCUGAGCGCGCAAGGAGUAUUGUACGUCGUGUCACGCGUCGAGAUCGAGACGAAGCCGUGAGCGAGUUUGGUGUUCCUGAGAAUAUCGAGGGUCAAGCUGCGACGAGGUCAGCGUUUGGACAUGGGAACCUUACGAGGGAGAAUACAGUCAUCUCGGCCAAACGACAAUCGACGGGACCGUUUGCUGGUUUCUCGUUCUUGACGUUUAUUGGUGCCAGGCGAUUAGGGUUUGGUGGAGGGUACCAGCGUACAGCCAAUCCAGCGCACGAGCAGUCGGAUAUGCCCACCGAGGACGAGAUUCGGCAGCAAAAAUAUGAAGAAUAUCAGCAAAAGAAGCUGGAGAGGCUCGAGUGGGCAAAGAGGAAUCGAAAUAAUGACACGAGCGUCUGGAGUGACAUGACUUGGGUGGAUAGAGGUGAUGGGACGUUUACCCCGACUGCUGCACCUGGACGACCGCCAGCGACGCCAAACGAGACCGUGUUUGGGAGCACAACGAAUCUCAAUGCCUAUGGAUACACAAAGGAUGUCGACGACUUUGGAGCGUAUAAUGAUGGCGGACGGGAUCAUAGCGACAACGGCAGCACGGAAAAGGGGAGCACCUUGCACGGUAGCCCACCGUUUGACAAGAACGCUGCCGGAUUUCGCCAGAGUCAUGCAGGAUCCCUUGGAGGACGUGCGAGCCAGGAGCGACUAUCGUUCCUCCCUCCAGGUGGACAACCAGGUUCAUCUUCGCCCAUGCACAUGACGCACCAUUCCGUUCCCUCUCUCGACCUCAACCGCCCGCCUCGUGCAGACUCUGGGACGGUCACUGCCAGUCCGUACCCAAUGACACCAGCGGAUGCGAAUGCCGACUCGCAAGCGUCAGGGUCGCUUGGUUCGUUUAAUCCCUAUAACGUACCCGUUAGCGUCUCUGCGCCUUCCCCUCCCGCACAUCCGAUUCGAGGACGGUUCACACUGGCCAUGGAGCCCUCGCUCUCGCCGUUGACAGAGAUCAACUCGUCCGAGUUUCCACCUUCCAUCUCCAACGAGGUUGUCAAGGAUGCGACCAAGCGGGCCAGCUUGUUGGGGACUGCACCGGUUGUUGGUCCACCUCCGAGCCAGAGUGACGAGGCACAGCGCCAACGACUUCGCGAUUCGCUGGAGAGGCAGGAUAGUCUGAAAAGUCUGGGUAGUAUGAGUGAUUCAAGCGACGUUCUCGUGCCUUUGCCAAUCUCCCUCAUGAAACUCACUUCCGUCUAUGAUUCUAGUACGAUUUCGACUCCACCGAGGCAUGUUAUACGCAUGUCAGACUCGCCACCUCCAGAUGAUGAAGUUCAACAGUCGCCUCCUCGCCAUGCUCCAGUACCACAUCCGCCACCAAUGCAGCACUCGCCACCCAGGGAGAUGGAUACGACAUUGACGCCAGCACAUCCGAUCCGCCCACCCAUUGAGAGAACGUAUCAUUCUUCCCCAGGUGCCGUUCCUGGUCCUAGCAGGGAUCCCUACGAUCUCCUGAGUUUGGAUCCGCUCGGAGGUGCCAACUCGCGAUUCCCGACGUUUGAUAGUUUGGGUAUGCGAGACUCACGGUUCCCCGUCUUUGCACCAUCUUCGUCAAAAGCAACACCUCGCCCAGCAAACCCAAGAUCGUUUUCCGCUUCGCCCUCUCGCCCAUCGUCCUCUGCCCUCGACGGUGUCGCGCGACCACGACCUCGUGGGACGGAUCCUCUCCCUGCUCGACCACACUCGGAGAUGCCAUCGCAGACAUUCCAAGUUCCGACCAUGCCUGCUGCGAUGCAGGAGCACAGGCCGCGAACGGGUUCACAUGGAAGCUCGAAUCUAGCACGAAUGGCACCCAUCACGGCCAAUACAGAAUCGCCACUUGCAGAACCAUCGACGUCGAUCAGAGAUUUCGAACCACCGCAUGUCCCUCGACCAGUCGCUCAUCAGACUUUACCCGUCAACCCACCGUCUCGACCCGAUUUGGGACCUCAGCGUAAGACGGAACCGACGUACCAUUCGAUGGGUGUAAAGAGUCGCGGUCCGCGUCCACUUGUGCGGGGAUCCGCGUCGUCGACUCACUCGCCGCCGCACAUUGGUUCAGAGGCCGCCUCGUCUCAUUCGAGUCGGCAGACGACCGGAGAUGUUCGGUACGAUUCGCCGGCAAGUUAUGGUAGUCAACCAAGCCCUGGUGGUUCUCUCCCACCUGGCGCAAUGCCCCCACAGGUUCCUGGCUCUCGUUCCAGUCAGGAGCGCUCAUCAUCACAGACAAGACAAGAGCAAGAUGCCCCGAGGAGGAUGCAUGCAGAAGAGAAUAUGAAUACAGCUUAUGGAGGUUUCGCGCCAUGA
Messenger RNA from Serendipita indica DSM 11827, 3786 nucleotides. NCBI's taxonomy places the organism in Eukaryota, Fungi, Basidiomycota, Agaricomycetes, Sebacinales, Serendipitaceae. The record is from the annotation of a GenBank genome assembly.